GGGUGGAGUUUGUCAGAUUCCACUGGGGUCUCUCUCUUGGAGUGUUAGUUUCUCUCCGUACUGUCUGUUUGAUUCCGUCUGGCACCUUUACCCAUCUCUGGCCCGGUAGCUUUACUUUCAGGGAGAAUCGGAGAUGGAAAAGAGAGGAGAUGUAAUGCUGGGGGUCGAGGAUGAAUCCGGGCAGCCCGUCUCGGCCUUGUCGAUUCUCUCGCUGCUAGAACGCGUGUCGACGAUCAUCGAUGGCGUCCAGGCCAGCCAGCAGCGCAUGGAGGAGCGUCAGCAGCAACUCGAAAGCUCGGUGAGCGCCGUCCAAUCCGAGCUUCUCAAACUAGCUCGCGACCAUGGCGCCACGGCCACAACCGUUGACAAACUGAUGCAGAAAGCCCGCCGCGUGAGCACACACGUUAAAGAAGUACGUUCACGUGUGGAGAAACAAAACGUGCGUGUGAAGAAAGUGGAGACUACACAGGAUGAGCUGCUCACCCGCAACAAGUUCAGGGUUGUUAUCUACCAGGGUGAAACUGAAGUUCCCUCUGUUGCUGUCACUAAGACUCCAAAGGGGGCGGGGCUUGCUAACUUGGAGGUGGAGCCUGAUGAGUAUGAAAUCCCUGCUGACCUAUCAUCUGAUGAAGAGUACAUGGUGGUCGAGGAGGCGGAGUCAUCUCGGGGCGCCCGUCUGAAACAGAGCGGGUUAAAAGGCAUCGAGAACAUCAAAGCUGCGUUCUCCAAAGAGAACAUGAACAAAACCCGUGAGAAGACGCGGGAAAACCUCAACAAGACCAAGGAUAGCCUCAGUAAGACGGGCCAAACGCUCGGAACCAAAAUCAACACCUUUGGUGAGAAGAUCGUGCCCCCUGAGCAGCGAGAGAAGAUCCGUCAGAGCAGCGAGAGGCUGAAGGAAAACAUCGCUAAGAAAGCACCCAAUAAAGAAUCGUUCAAAAUCAAACUGAAGAAGGAACGCACGGUCGCUGAGGGCCAGGAGGGCGCAGAGGCGGAGCUUGCUGUGACUCCUCCCAAAGGCAGGAAGUCUAGCCCAGAUGUGACCUACACAGAGGUGGUUACCGAGAACAAGAGGGAGGGUCCAGUGUCAGAGGAAGGAGCGACUCGUAUCCAAGAGGACUGAAAACAACAAGUCACCACAGAAACUGUGGAGAAGUGAAAGGGAAAAACAUAAAAUGUAGAGAAAGAAAGCAGUUAAUGAGUAAGUGGAAGAAAGAAAGGAUUUUUUCAUAAAUAAAAAACAAUGUGCUCCAAUAUGUGAGAGUGUAUGAGUAUGUGUGUGUUGGGUAGCCAAAUUAAUUAACAGUGCAAGCACUGGAUGUGUUUGUAUCAUUUCUGUUACCAUAAGCCACAUGUGAAAUAUAUUAAAAUGUGAAAACAUA
Molecule: messenger RNA, 1382 nt
Organism: Labeo rohita (rohu)
Lineage: Eukaryota; Metazoa; Chordata; Actinopteri; Cypriniformes; Cyprinidae
Gene: cavin4a
Product: caveolae associated protein 4a
Exons: 2
Coding region: 134-1123 (329 amino acids)
Biological process (GO): regulation of gene expression
Cellular component (GO): cytoplasm; caveola
Source: RefSeq, a predicted model, not a curated record